AUGUUGAAUUCCUUGCAAAAUUCUAUCAAAUAUUUGCGGGUUGUGAACAUUAAAACCGCCUUAAACUCGUUAAAAGAAUGUAAACCAAAUAAUCCAAUAGUAAGACCCAAACUUGAUCUAAUAUCUAAAGCCAAAACUAUAUCCUUCUCACCAAGAUGUAUCAAUUUCGAAAUACAAGAAAAGCCUAUGGAUAAUAAAAUAAAAAGGGAUCCUUUAGCUUACACUCCAAUAGUUAAUCCGAGGUCAAUUUUACCACUAAUUGAUGCCAAUUGGAGAAAUGAUGAGAUUGGUUUGCCUGCCAUUGACCGAGAAGAAAAACAAGCAAUCCGUUUGAUUGUUAUUAGAAGGAAAAAGAUGAAGAAACAUCAAAGGAGGAAGCUUUUUAAGAGAAUGAGGCAUCGCUGGGCAAGGGUAAAGAAAAACCGCCGCAUUAAGAAAGAGAAAAUCUUUCAAACAGAGUUAAUGAUGAUGAUUAAACAGGCAAAUGCAUUUUCUGCUGAGCAGUAUGUGACCAGCAAAAUUGAUAAAGCAAACCACACUCCAUUGCCAACUCGCUGGAGACACAAGCGUCUUCCUCAGUUCAUCAUACGACAACUACUUGGCAUUGAUAAGAAGAUUAAUUACAAGCAUACUGAUGUAUAUAAAGCAUAG
Pieris macdunnoughi is the source of this 651-nucleotide messenger RNA. The record is from the annotation of a GenBank genome assembly. Lineage: Eukaryota; Metazoa; Arthropoda; Insecta; Lepidoptera; Pieridae.